AUCGAUUGUAUUAGUAUAUUUUGCAUGGCAGCAUUAGUACAUCCGGGUGAUUCCAGUGCCCUUGGGUUGAUGGUGAGAAUCAUGGCGGCUCUCAUCAGGAUAAGUUCUGUUUGCUGCAGAGGUGUCAGUCCUCUGUUGUUUCGCUCUUCCUCCCUCAUCAGACCUUUGGCUGUACAGAAGAAGGAUCGAGAUUGUCCAUACCUGAUAUCAGCUAAGAUACAUGCUACUCCAUCCAGUCAUGCGGGCUCUGGGUCCAAAGCUGCUUCCCUGCACUGGACAGGAGAGCGCAUCCUGAGCAUAGCUCUUCUGGGCUUGGCACCUGUUGCAUACUAUUACCCUGGCCCUGCUGUUGACUACUCUUUAGCAGCAGCACUUACUCUACAUGGUCACUGGGGUCUUGGGCAAGUUCUAACAGAUUAUGUUCACGGAGACUUUAAAAUCAAGAUGGCUAAUGCUGGCCUCUUCCUUCUGUCCACCGUCACCUUCGCUGGCCUGUGCUACUUCAACUACCAUGACGUGGGGAUUUGCAAAGCUGUGGCCCUCUUGUGGAGUAAAUGACUGGAAUGAGAUGAGGGUGCUGUGGGAUCCGCUUUCGGCAUCGGAGUUCCAGUUUAUUCUAUACAAAAGUGACAUUGUGUAAAUUCUAUAAAUAUAUAAUUUUUGGCAACAUUGUGUUGAUUUGCAGGUGUUUUUAAUUGUUAAUGUUGUCAGUUUUUUUCAGAACAUGCUCCGCUUUUGCUUAAGAUAGAAAUCUCUGCAUGUGGUCCACUCUCUUGUCUGUCAAAUCAGUGUUCUUGAUGCAGCAAACACAACAAAUUAUUGUGGCUACAAUAUGCUGGGCACUGUAUUUGAAAAUCAUUACACCAGCAAUAUUACAUUUUUGCAUGAAAAUGAUCAGGAAAUAAAUGUUUUGGUCAUAUUUAUUGCAUAAUAUAUUUUUGUCAGGCAGUAUCUGAUGUGUUACAAAAUAAUAUCUCGAGUUGGUUGUGUCAUCACAGCAUAUGCAGACUUAACUUUACACAGGUAUUGUAACAUGCACCUUCAUAUUCCUUCAUCAAUGACUACAACAUCUGGAGAACUGUCACAUUGACUGGGAAUACAUUUUGGACAAAGGUUUUGCAAGUCCUGUUAUGUUCUUGCACACAUGUGAAAACAACAUCGAGUCUGUCUGUUUAAAGUGCUAUGGAGAUUUGUGUAAUAAAUCUGUAUCACUAUAUUUCAAUGCAGAUCGAAACUAGGUAAAACUGUGCACAUAAGAAUAAAGUCAGUUUUUUGGA
Molecule: messenger RNA, 1277 nt
Organism: Carassius auratus (goldfish)
Lineage: Eukaryota; Metazoa; Chordata; Actinopteri; Cypriniformes; Cyprinidae
Product: succinate dehydrogenase [ubiquinone] cytochrome b small subunit B, mitochondrial
Exons: 4
Coding region: 25-558 (177 amino acids)
Biological process (GO): mitochondrial electron transport, succinate to ubiquinone; tricarboxylic acid cycle
Cellular component (GO): respiratory chain complex II (succinate dehydrogenase); mitochondrial envelope; membrane
Molecular function (GO): ubiquinone binding; heme binding
Source: RefSeq, a predicted model, not a curated record